AUGUCUCCACAAAAUAUAGAUAAAAUUGAAGGUGACCUUUUUCAGAAAGACUGCCCUGAAAACAACGAUUUUCUGGCACCCCUUCGCAAUUAUGGCGUCAUUGUAGACGGAUCCCUAAAGCUAUUUGAAAGACAUGUAGCUGCUCUGAAAAACACAUUGCGAGGAUCGACUGUCUCUGUAAUAGUGGACGAGACCACCGAUGACAGAUCGAAGUCUGUCGUCAACGUUCUCUUUGUGGAGCCACCGAGCAGCUUAGAUGAAUGCCCGAAGCCAAUCCUCGUCGAAGCGCAGUUCGUUGACGAAGUAGACGCGGGUACCAUCAGCCACAUCGUAGCCAAGACAGUGACGACGUACGGCAUCCAGUCUGAAGAUGUCACAGCUUUCAUAAGCAACAAUGCUGCGUACAUGAUCAAGGCGUAUAAGGAACACGUCCGACCCUUGUGCGAAAAUUCUGUACACAUUACUUGUGUCACACAUACGGUGAACAUUGUGGGAGGCACUAUGCAGAGCUCUUUUGAACUCGUUGACCAGUUUGUAGUGGCAAUGAAAAAAGCUUUCAGAUUGUCAAGCAGCAAACGUGCUCUCUAAAAAUCAUGUCUGGAACAGUGUGGUGGACAGCAACCCAAGACACCCCUGGCGCUAGUCAAGAGAUGGCAGAACUCUUAGCUAGAGGCCGUGGAAGUACAUUCAGCUUAUAUUGAGCACUACCCUUCUCUUCUAACGAAGGUUCGAGAAAAGUAUGGUGACACUGCGAAAGCUGGCUUUCUUCAGCAGCUACUUGGUGAGCAACAUUCAGAACUAAAGUAUAGCAUGCGCUGCAUCAGUGUUUUUGAAAAGAAAAGAAAACUAAGCCUUCUCAAGGCUGCAGAGAGCCAACAGAUAUCUAGUGAUAAAGCCUACAAUGCUCUCUUAAUAUUGUGGGUCUAUUUUACGGGUGCAGCGCAAGAGGACUUCGAGAGCCUUUUGCUAGCUGAAAAUGCCUGGAGAUUUUUCAAAUGCAUAAGGUGUUUGGACCUUCUGCAUAUCACUUCACUGGCACACGACCGAGAGCACUACAGUGUCAUUCCUGGUGUUGCAGCUCACUCAGCCACUCUGUCUGCUGAAUGGCAGUUAUACCUUAAAAGUGCGGGUGAGUUGCAGGCCAGUGACAACCCACUUUCUCAGUUUCUUUCAAACGAAACACGCUGUGGCCCAGAUUUUGAUACCAUGAGCUUCUGGUCUGGAAUGAAAGAGCUCACACCUGCUUUGAGGUAUCUGCCUGGGACGUUGUCUAAAAAAAGGCAUUCACUAAGUAAUCAAAACACAUCAUAUUUAUUGAUGCUGAAGCACAAUAGCUACUUCGACUUGUAA
Molecule: messenger RNA, 1350 nt
Organism: Ornithodoros turicata
Lineage: Eukaryota; Metazoa; Arthropoda; Arachnida; Ixodida; Argasidae
Source: RefSeq, a predicted model, not a curated record